AUGCGUCUGCUCAGUUUCUUAGCCUGUGCUGUUCAUGUCAUCGCCUUUCGCUUUGAUGCUCCGGCAAAUUCCGAAUAUGUCGUGCGUACAGUGCCCUCCGCAUGCGAGAAGAAACUGCAGAUGCUCGAAGAGGAAUUGUUGGAGUUCUGCCAAAAGGAGCAGGAAGGUUUGAAGAACGGUGCGUACAGCUGGCUCACACAUGUCAGAGAUGUGCACGCUGCAGAGAUGGCCCGCAAUGUCAUGCAUGCCCUGAGGUGGGGGAAACGAGACGCAUCACACGGGCUACUUUUCACCAAGAAGGCGUUCUACGAUCACAAUUCCACCUUGCUUCUUUGGAGCGGCGUAUCCCCGUCAUCUCGCGGCAAAUGGUGCGCAUCCCUGAACACGUACAUGUUGCAAGCUGAUGGCAAUGACGAUAUCCAGACACCCUUCGGCAGCAUUCUAGAUAAGAUUAAGAUCAGGAACGCUGAUGAAGACUUCUUGCAAGGCUGUGGUUGGCCCCAGCAGGAGCCGAUCUGGCAAGCUGCCUCCGAUGCCGUCGUUUGGCGAAACGGAGAUGCUCUUGUACGGUUCCUUGUGAAGAAGCCCUUAAGGGGCACUGGGUCUCUCCGGGAUAGCAUCUUUUUUAGAGCCGAGCUCCCGACCCUCGCGAGAUAUCCGCCGGUGGAGGGCCUUCGGGUGCUCAACGAACACCCCCGCGUCAGGUGCCACCACCUGAUGCCAAUUAUAAAGGACAGAAUUGAAAGUAACGGGCUUCUAGAUGAUUGGCGCAAGGUGAAAACCUUUUCGUGCGUAGACGUCGGGACCCCUCCGAAUCCGUCAGAGUACAAGAAGCUAGACAGCAGGGCCACUGAGUUCUUGAAACCCGGGGAGCAGCCAGAGGCGGCAUGUGCCAUGGACUUAUUUAAUUUUACUGUCAUAGAGACAUAUAAGAGGUGCCGUGCCAGAGGUCGGAUUGAUUUCACUGUCUUUCAAGACGUAGCACGGCAGCUGCCAGAAAGCUACGUUCCCGAGAUUACGAGCUUGAGGCUGCCCCAGUUGUCAAAGAACAUCAAACAACUCCCUGCUAUCCUGCCAGACAUUGUCGAGAUGUUCGAUUCGUCCAUACCAUUGGAGCUGUGUCUCUGGAGUUCACUCGAAGUGGCACGACACGAGGCAGGCUUUGAUCGUGAGACUCUUUUGGGCCUUCUUGCGACAGACUUGCGUGGCAUGUGCCGAGAAGGAGCGCGCAAGUUGCUGCCCGGGCUCCGCAAAGCUUUGGGCGACUCGGAUUCUCUUGUGCGGCAAGCUGCCGCUGGAUCGCUGAAGACCAUGGGUGAAGCAGCAGCAGAAGCCGUGCCGGAGCUCCUAGAAGCUUUGCAUGACGUUCAUCGGAGAGUUCGUUCGGCCGCCGCUGUAGCCCUGGGCUCCGUCGGCAAAGAGGCAAAGCAGGCUGCACGGGAGCUGCUGAAGGCAACGGGCGACUCUGAUUCGGGGGUCCGCCAUGCUGCUGCAGAAGCCCUGGAUUCCAUCGCCAAAGAGGCCGCAGAAGCCGUGCUGCCGCAGCUCCGGCAGGGUUUAAGCGACGCUGAUAUGAAGGUCCGCCGGGCUGCCGCUGGAGCUCUGUAUUCCAUGGGCAAAGGUGCACGGGGCGCCACGGCAGAGCUUCGGAAGGCUCUGAACGACUCUGAAUGGCGAGUCCGCAUAGCUGCCGCUCGAGCUCUGGGGUCUUUAGGCAAGGAGGCGGCAGACUCUGUGCUGGCGGAGCUUCGCAAGGACUUGGGUGAUUCUGAUCGCAAUGUCCGUUGGACUGCAAUUGAAGCCCUAGGGUCUUUAGGCAAAGGGGCAGAGGACGCCGUGCCGGACCUCUUAGAGAUUUUGGUCGACUCGGAUGCGGAAGUUAACAGAGCUGUCACUGAUGCCCUAGGGUCCAUCGGCAAGGAGGCAGCAGAAUCUGUGCUGCCGGAGCUCCGGAAGGCAUUGCAAGGCUCUCAUCGCAGAGUUCGCGCUGAUUCCGCUAGAGCUUUGGGGCGCAUCGGGAAUCAUGCAGCCGUGCUGGAGCUUCGGAAGGCCUUGGGCAGCUCUGAUCUGAUGCUCCGCAGAGCUGCCGCUAAAGCCAUGGGGUCCGCGGGCGAAGAGGCAGAGGAAGCCCUGCCGGAGCUACUGAAGGCUUUGGGCGACUCAAAAUGGCAAAUGCGCAAGGACGUCGCUGAAACCCUGGGAAAACUCGGCAAAGAGGAAGCCGUGCCGUAUCUCCUAAAGGCUUUGGGGGACUCUGAGUGGCAUGUCCGCAAAGCUGCCGCUGAUGCCCUGGGGUCCAUCGGCAAAGCCGCAAGGGAAGCCGUUCCGGAGCUCCAGAAGGUUUGGGUGCGGGACUCUGACGGUCGUGCCCGCAAAGCCGCC
This is a messenger RNA of Symbiodinium sp. CCMP2456, 2382 nucleotides long. The record is from the annotation of a GenBank genome assembly. Lineage: Eukaryota; Dinophyceae; Suessiales; Symbiodiniaceae.